CGCGCUCCCACCCGCUCUCUGGGCUCAGCGCCUCCGCUGCAUUAGGCCAGCGCCAGCUCCGGGCCAUCCGUGGCCGACCAAGGUCACUGGGGGGAGAUGGGAGGGCUGCUGCUUUCUCCCCCUCUGCCUUCUCUCCCUCUUCCAGCCUCCCUCUCCCGUCUUCCUGCCCUUGUCUUCUACCUUUCCACAUCGGCUCUCACAAUCCCCCCUCCUCCAUCUCUUUCCCCCAUCUCUCCUCUUCCCCGAUCUCUGAGUCUCUCCCCGUCUCCCUACGCCCUCUCUCCACCCCAGCUUUGUUUUCAUAGCCAUUGCCUUUGGCUCCCACACCCCCUCCAAAGCAGGAGCCUUCUCAAAGGGAAGGGGUAGGGCUUCUCAGUGCAGCCUCUGUGGGCCUCCCACCCUGGGGACAGCAGUCGAGGAGUGGAAACAAACAGCCACUCGUUUGGGUAGGGACAACUUUGAGAGGUAGCAUGGUAGCAUGGGGUGAAUGGACCCCCAAUGACUUGGCCAGGAAUGACUAGGCUCCCCGCGGAGCAGAGGAGUGACCCCAGCUCUCUCUUUUCCUUCCCAGCCAUUGCCCUCCCUGUGAACAGCCCGAUGAAUAAAGGGGACACUGAGGUAAGAUGGGGUGCUGAGGAUGCCCUGGGAUGGGAGGUGAGAGGCCCCAGUGGAUUCCUAGUGAGGCUGGCACAAAGCCAGGAGCCAACACUGCGGCUGCUGAGCCUGGGGACAGCUUGCAAAAGAAGAUAUCAAAGAUUGCUAAAUUUCCCUGCUAUCCUGCUGUGAGGACUUCCCCAGCUUCCUCUGAGCUGAGUGUGUGGCCCAAUGAGGUUUGUGUCUUACCUGUGGGCUAAAGUGCUAGGUCCACUGUGUUCAAAAGAGGAAUUCACUAGGCCCACCAUGGGGCUGGUGGGGGCGGCUUCUCUGUCAUGUGGUGUCCACAGACCUGUGAGAAAUGCCUUCAAGUGCCUCACCCUGGCCUCCCUCUUUGCUGUUGUCUUGCCCUCAAGGCUCUGCUGCUAGCAACAGCUUCCCAUUCCACAGGCGCUCAAGCUUCAGCUGCCCCAAAGGGCCACAGUGAAAACAUUCUUGAUAAUGGCUCCUGCACCCUGGGGUCCCAGACAGUUAGACUGAUGGUGGGGGUAACUAGGCAAGGGCCUUCUGAGACACUAGCAGGGGGUUCUCUGGCCAGCAAUAUACUUGGAGUUCACUCUUGUCUGACCUGGGACUCUUUUCCAUUCUCUGGUGCUCACAGACACCACUUGAGGCUCAGAGAAAUUUCCAUUCCCUGCCCUUCUGGGAGCUGUUUGCCUCCAUUUCAUAGAGACCACGGUUAAAACCCAAAGUAUCAAAGAGAUUCCAACUUCAGUGUGCUUAUUCAUAUCUUCUACUUUUCUAGUUGCAGACAGACCUCAAUUUAAACCUCUACCAUUAAUUCUAGCUGUGCAGCCUUGGAAAAAUUCCUUAACUUCUCAGAGCUUCCACUUUUUCCAGUUGUAAUAACAUUUCCCUUGAGGAGAGUUGUGAGGAGUAGGAAUUGAAGUGCCCAGCACGCAGUAGGUCCUCAGUAAGUGGGCACUGUUAUUUCUGGGCAUUUCCUUCUUGAUCUCUCUGUCCAUCCAUCCCUCUCUCCCGGAAGCUGCCGUCAUGAACCGUUGGUUAUCUGAUGUUCCCAGUGCAGGGUCUGGGGCUGCAGGAAGAUACAUGGUACAGGCUGCAGGACUCUGCUUGCCAGCUUCCUUCAGGGAGACCCCGUGGUCACUGCGUACAUCCAGCAGUCUGGGGUCAGGGGUACAGAGCCGCUGGUUAAGACCCGAAUGUCCCAUCUGAGGAUGUGACUGCACACAUCAUAGAGCCCGUUUGCCAGUUUGCCAUCCUGAAUCCCGGGACUGGUUGCCUUGGCACCCUGUAGACAUGGGCUGCCACCCCCUCACUCCCCACUAGCGCUGCCUGAUGCAUGUCUGACUCCUUCUGCUCCUCCUCUGGCUCUAGGAGGCUGCUGAAAUGGAUCAGGAGUUGUGACUCCCUCCCCGAGUGUGUGCAACACCUCAGAGUGCUGACCCGUCUGUGCCUCAUCACCUGGGAGGGCAGAUGGGUGGGGAGCCUCAUUCCCAUUUUACAGAUGAGGAAACUGAGGCUCAGACAGCUUAAGUCAUUUGCCCAAGAUCAUACAGCUAGGAUAGCACACUAUAGCUGGUACCAUCAUUGAAGACCACCCAUUUACUAAAUGCCUAAUUUCCCACAGCCCCUUGCUAGGCCUCACAAGAUUUUCAGAGAUAUAACUGCUGUUGACCUGGGGCAGGCACCCAGAUGUAGGUGAUGUGUGCCCCACAUCCAGCCAGGGUACUCACUGCACAGGUGAAUACGGAGCCAGACUGAGGCUGUCACUCGCUGCAUGUGACAGCACCAUGGGUGUUAGGAGCCAGGGACCUAAGUCCUUUUCCCAGACAGAGCAGAGCCAGAGAAGAUCUUUGUUCUCAUCUGGGCAGUCCAGGAGGGCUUCCUGGAGGAGCUGGUGUUUGAGCAUCUGCAAGAUUAAAACAGUUUUGCAAGACCUUCCUCUAAUACCUAAGGGCAGCUUCCCCAUCUUUAGGCAAACAUUACUUGGGGAUGAGAAGAUACCAGGUCCCCACCCUCCAUCCCACCUCCACCAUGAUCAGCCUUAAAAGCCACCUGCUGCCGCUGCUAUUGGAGUGCCCAGCACAUGGUAUGCACCAUCUAGGGGGUUGCUGUUAUCAUUGCUAUUAUGGUCCGACUAAGGAGGCAGAGCUGUGCCCCUGAUCCAGGCAUCCAUGGACUCCUGAAGAUAAGAGCCAACGUCUUGUUCUUAUAAAUCUGGCCCAGGGCCUUUGGAGGCUGAGCCCAAUGCCCAAACCAGUCCCAACUCACCAUCUAUUCUCUUCCCAGGUGAUGAAGUGCAUCGUCGAGGUCAUCUCUGACACAGUCUCCAAGCCCAGCCCCAUGCCUGUCAGUCAGGAGUGUUUUGAGACCCUCCGAGGAGAUGAGCGGAUCCUCUCUAUCCUGCGACACCAGAAUUUACUGAAGGAGCUCCAAGACCUCGCUCUCCAAGGUGCCAAGGAGAGGGCACAUCAGCAGACGAAGCACAGCAAUUUUGAGGAUGAACUCUCAGAGGUUCUUGAGAACCAGAGUGACAAGGUCGAACUGAAGGAGGAGACGGGAGAGGCGUCCUCCAAGGAUGCUGUGGAGAAAAGAGGAGAUUCUAAAGAGGCAGAGGAUCGUGGUGCAGCCGCAGGGGAAGCCAGACUCCAGGCAUCCCUGGCACCUGGGCAGGGGUCCGAGAUGGAGAUCCACCAGGCCCCUGGGGAGGAGGAGGCCACAAACACCCUCCCCCCAGCCAGCCUCCCUGACCAGAAGCACCUUGACCCACAGGCUGUGGCGGACACUGAGAGUCCCCCACAGGGUCUGGUGGACAGAGAGAAGGGCCUGGGUGCAGGGCAAGGGCAGCAGGCAAAGAGAGAGGAGGAGGAGGAAGAGGAGGUGGAAGAGGAGGUAGAGGCUGGAGAGAAGGCUGUCUCCGAGGAAGAAGGCCCCACUUCGGCACUGAACCCCCACCCAAACCUCAGCUACAAGGAGACCCGGAGGGGUGACGGUCGGUCUGAGGCCCUGGCUGUGGAGGGAGCCGGGAAGACCAGGGCUGAGGAGGCUCAGCCACCUGAGGGGAAGGAGGAGCAGGAGUCCUCUGAGGAGGAGGAGAUGGCGGGGCCCCCCGAAGGCCUUUUCCGGGGCGGGAAGAGCAGGGGGCUGGAGCAGGAGGAGGAGAGCCUCUCCAAGGAGUGGGAGGACGCCAAGCGAUGGAGCAAGAUGGACCAGCUGGCCAAGGAGCUGACGGCCGAGAAGCGGCUGGUCGGGGAUGACGCGCAGGACGACGACCCCGACCGCUCCAUGAAGCUCUCCUUCCGGGCCCGGUCCUAUGGCUUCGGGGGCCCUGGGCCGCAGCUUCGACGAGGCUGGCGGCCGACCUCCCGGGAGGACAGCAUCGAGGCAGGCCUGCCCCUCCCAGGCCGUGGCUACCCGGAGGAGAAGAAGGAGGAGGAAGGCAGUGCCAACCGCAGAGCAGAGGACCAGGAGCUGGAGAGCCUGUCGGCCAUCGAGGCGGAGCUGGAGAAAGUGGCCCACCAGCUGCAGGCGCUGCGGCGGGGCUGAGGCGCCGGCUGGCAGAGCUGGCCAGGGCCUUGAGGCACUCCGUGGUCCUGGCUUUGCUGUCCCCUCUGCAGGUCUUGGCCAGACAGCCCGGGCGCUGCUUCCACUAGGGAGGCCAAGCCUGGGCCACCCUGUUGCCCCACUCUGCUCUCCCUCCCGCUCUCGGCCCCUGCUCCUCGGCAGGGCGGCCCUCCCACAACUUUAAACACUGAUGAUUCUCUCUGGACACAGGCAGCUUUCUACAAGUUUCCCUUCCCCACCAUCAGAUCCACUGAAUACAACUGCAAUAACGCUGACCUUUUGAUGAAAGCUGAGAAACUCCUGACUGUAAUACGUUCUGUGCAAAAUUUAUCUAAGAAAAAUAAAUCUGCUCUGGGCUGUUUCUGGUUUCUUUGAGCUUUUCCUGUUCAAACGUAGCAACAAUUUUGAGGACGGUGCAGGACCAGGCAGUGUUUUGUUCUGUUGUACAUGCGGUUGCUGUGAGUUGGAAGU
Loxodonta africana (African savanna elephant) is the source of this 4653-nucleotide messenger RNA. It is a transcript of the gene CHGA, whose product is annotated as chromogranin A. Lineage: Eukaryota; Metazoa; Chordata; Mammalia; Proboscidea; Elephantidae. Gene Ontology annotation, cellular component: chromaffin granule. The coding region runs from base 2866 to 4164 and encodes 432 amino acids. The record is from RefSeq and is a predicted model, not a curated record. Gene Ontology annotation, biological process: negative regulation of insulin secretion; negative regulation of catecholamine secretion; defense response to bacterium. The transcript has 6 exons.